Brassica rapa (field mustard) is the source of this 1053-nucleotide messenger RNA. RefSeq names its product LOB domain-containing protein 18. The record is from RefSeq and is a predicted model, not a curated record. Gene Ontology annotation, biological process: positive regulation of DNA-templated transcription; hormone-mediated signaling pathway. NCBI's taxonomy places the organism in Eukaryota, Viridiplantae, Streptophyta, Magnoliopsida, Brassicales, Brassicaceae. Gene Ontology annotation, cellular component: nucleus.
CACCAACAUAAAAUCCAUAAAAAUAUUCUCACAAAUUUGUGACAAUACUGUGUUGUCAUGAGCGGCGGUGGAAACACAAUCACCCCCAUGGGAGGUGGUGGUUGUGGUGGAAGAAGUAGCGGCAGUGGAGGAACUAGUGGCGGUGGUGGUGGUGGGCCAUGUGGUGCUUGUAAGUUUCUAAGGAGAAAGUGUGUUCCAGGUUGUAUAUUCGCACCGUACUUCGACUCUGAGCAAGGUUCGGCUUAUUUUGCGGCGGUGCAUAAAGUUUUCGGAGCCAGCAACGUCUCAAAACUUCUAUUACACAUACCGGUUCAUCGACGGUCCGAUGCAGUUGUAACCAUUUGCUAUGAAGCUCAGGCUCGGAUAAGGGACCCUAUCUAUGGUUGCGUCGCUCACAUCUUUGCUCUUCAGCAACAGGUGGUGAAUCUACAGGCAGAAGUCUCUUACGUACAAGCCCAUUUGGCAUCUCUAGAGCUACCUGACCCGCAAACGCGACCACCACCUCCACCGCAAUCGCAACCACAAUCACUCUUCUUCACUCCUCCACCACUUUCCAUAACAGAUUUAGCUGCAUCAGUCUCACCAUUACCUUCAACAUACGACUUAGCUUCUACCUUCGAUCAUGCAGCGUCUCCUUCGUCGUGGGCAACACAACAACGAAGAUUCGUUGAUCCACGCCACCAAUACGGAAGAUCAUUGUCAUCUUCUUCAGCAACCGUAGGGCUAGCUGGUGGAAACAGUGACCUUGAAGCAUUAGCACAUGAGCUCCUACAUAGGCAAGGAUCUCCUCCACCUACAACUACCGAUGACUCGCCGUCUCGGACUAUGUCUAGAUGAGUUUGGCUGUGAUCAAUAUAUGUAUCUCCCCUUCGUUUUUAGCAAAAAUAAAUUGCUACUCAAGAAGUUUUAGUUUCCUCAGAAUAUUAUAAGGACUUUUCUAACAUUUAACUAUAGUAUUGUAUUUUCCCUUCUUUUUAUUCCGGUUAUUCUUCUUUGCUGUAUUUUUCACCUAAAAUGCGAAUACAUAAUCAUACAUAGAUUUAAUCUGUUACC